AUGAGCUCAAGACCAAGGAGCCUCCUUAGAACCCCGAGAAGGAAGCGAAGCUUGCGAAGACAAUCAAGGAGUCGUCUCUGUGGAGCUCGGAAAUGCUUGAGAAAUGUCGUUAAUGGAGGACGAGUACAGAUGGGUAUUUCGGAGAAAUUGGAGACUCUGAAGAAUCUGAUUCCUGCAAGACAGGGGGAGAUGAAAGCCGACCGCUUGUUCAAAGAAACUGCGGAGUACAUCGUUUUCCUGAGAGCCCAAGUGCAGAUUUUGCAGAGAUUGAUUGAUUUUUAUGGGACGGAUGAGAAGCAAAAGGUUGUAUAG
Molecule: messenger RNA, 312 nt
Organism: Nelumbo nucifera (sacred lotus)
Lineage: Eukaryota; Viridiplantae; Streptophyta; Magnoliopsida; Proteales; Nelumbonaceae
Source: RefSeq, a predicted model, not a curated record